AGCAGAAAGGUCUGAUGCCGUGUUGUUUCACCUAUCCUAAGUUUUCAGACCCUGUGCACAAGAGGUUGGGUCUAGGUAGGACAAAGUGCUUGGGAGUGGGACCGAAAGACAAGGGAACUGGGCCUGUAGUGUGGACUGGAUAUAGUUUUUCUAAGUUUCUCAUCCUCCAUUUUGUCUUGACUGCAUGGUGAGUGACCUCUCAAUAGAGGCUCAAUGGCCUACAUAGCCUAACCCUAGCCUUUUGAAGUAUAUUACAUGACUACCUGGAACUACAGCAGGUAGGCCUAGCACUCCAAGGCCUAUUAAAAUAACCUCUUUCUCUCUCUCUGCUCUUUCUCUCUCCUUUCUCUCUGCCUCUAUUUCUGUCUCUAUGGUAGGCUUAGUCUGUUAACUUGUUACAUUCAGGUGCAUGGCUCUGAAGAGUUGUGGCAGGGAGGCAAAAAGAGCUAAGUACAUUUGAGUUUGGUGCUAUUCAUAGGUUGUGGAAAUAAUUAGAAUAAGAAUAAUUAUAUGAGGGAAACCUGCCACUCAAACAAGAAUCAUUGUGCUUAUUACUGUGUUAUGCAACCCAGAACUAAAAUCUCGCUUAAUUUGGUCAGAUACUGUCCACAAGAUUAAUGAUUUCUCUGUAAUGCUCAGCCUCUUUUCAUAUUUCAGUUCUCCUGCUGCAGUGCCAGGGCUUUCCUCUGGGUGACAGUAGAGAGUGGUCUGUACCUGUGUUGCUGGUGCAACCAGGGAUGGUGACUGAUGACUCCAUAUUGUGGAUAAAUAUGGAAAUGUACAAUGGCCUCAAUUUAAAAACACCAACCUGCCGAUUGUUUUAAAUUUAUCAACUGUGGUUUCUAUGAAGACCACUACAAAUAGGGCCCAUUUUUUGAAGAAUGUUUAGCAAUCCAACCCCUAAUGUAGCCUACUGUAUUCUCCAGGGUGGAAGGUAUGGAGGAGUAUGACAGGGUCAGUUUUGGUGUUGAUUGUGUUACCAAUAGUCUUUGAUUGUAUCUGUGUAUCUAAAUGUGUUGAUACUUAAGGAGUAGUUUGGGGCACACAAACACACACACACACACACACACACACACACACACACCCCUGUCCUUAACCAGCCGCACAUCUCCCAGUCACAGACAGUCUGCUAUUAUUUCAAUACAUUUCCAAUUAUCCUAAUCAGGCUGCAUUCGAUGUCUGCUAAAUGCCUGUGGUGCUCCACUAAUGCUUUGCUCUUUUGGUGACUGGAGAGUUCUCCACAAAGGAUAACAUUCUGCUAUAGCGAACUCGUCUGCCCCCUCGCUGGAUAAUCACUCUGGGACACACACGGAAACUCACACACACACACAAACAACAAUGUGGAGAGGUCAAGAGGAAGGUGUUGGCUGACGGCAGUAUGGCAGGGUGUGCGUAGGAGGCAAGGUGGCCAGGUCAGGACUAGCUGGCUGUCUGUCUGGAUGGACGGAUGGCUGCUGGCUGGGAAGCAUUUAAUUAUAGUGUCUGUUUUGUCUGUCUGACUAUUAUUAUUCACUAGUAUUAUGGUGUGAUACAGUAGGUGACCAUUUCUCCUUCUAUAAUUGACCUGCUCUAAUGCUUAUCAGACACCGUGUCAACCCUAUUGUCUCAGCAAUCAAGAAAAACUGAAUACAGUAUAUGGUAUAUACAAAAUACUAAAAACAGGACACGCAAUAGCCAAGUCAAGCUAUUCUAAAUACAAGGCUCUGGCAAUAAGUUUGGACUGUGUGAGUAGUUUUACUGCUAUUCACUCCUGUAUACUUGUGUACUGUCUACCUGUGUGAGUCAUUGUCUCAGUUCAGAAAUAGAGGAGUGACAGAGGGGCUCAACAUUUAGAAAUAGAGGAUUGAAAGAGGAGCUCAUUAUCUAGAAAUAGAGGAGUGACCGAGGGGCUCAACAUUUAGAAAUAGAGGAGUGACAGAGGGGCUCAACAUUUAGAAAUAGAGGAGUGACAGAGGGGCUCAACAUUUAGAAAUAGAGGAGUGACCGAGGGGCUCAACAUUUAGAAAUAGAGGAGUGACCGAGGGGCUCAACAUUUAGAAAUAGAGGAGUGACAGAGGGGCUCAACAUUUAGAAAUAGAGGAGUGACAGAGGGGCUCAACAUUUAGAAAUAGAGGAGCAACAGAGGGGCUCAACAUUUAGAAAUAGAGGAGUGACAGAGGGGCUCAACAUUUAGAAAUAGAGGAGUGACCGAGGGGCUCAACAUUUAGAAAUAGAGGAGUGACAGAGGGGCUCAACAUUUAGAAAUAGAGGAGUGACACAGCACCUUUUCGGUUACUGGCACAACACUCUUAACCACUAAGCUACCUUUAGAAAUAGAGGAGUGACAGAGGGGCUCAACAUUUAGAAAUAGAGAAGUGACAGAGGGGCUCAACAUUUCAACAUCUUAUAUCGAUCUUUAAUUAAAACAGAAGUCACCAUUCUAUCUCCCUCCUCCACACUAGCUUCCUCCUAAGACUCUUCUCUGAUUGAUUCCAGAAGUAGGAUUCCAAAUAUCUCUGUGUGUGUGUGUGUGUGUGUGUGUGCCUGUAUUCAUGAACGCUUGCUCAUUCGCUUGUAUUAUAUAAUUUACUUCCUGAUCCAUUGCUUAAGAACAUUCAUAUGCCUUUCAUUGGUUGGUCUUUUGUGCCUUGAUUAGAAAUCUGUCCCUGAGGAUGAAUAUUCUAGCGAACACCAUCACUUCCUCCCCCUGGUGUUUCAUCAAACAUGGUAUGGCAGCUGAUUAUUAAAGGAUAGUGUGUAGGUGAUAAUAUGCAAAUCCCAAAAUGUCUAUUCCAGUGCCAAAAAGAUAGUGUAUGCUGCUCCUGUGCUUUAUUCCUGCACCCACAUUGGCAAUGUUUCGACUCCAACAGCUUUGGUCUUAUAAAACAAACUCACUAUAGGUUUACAGAGGAGCGGUCCUACUACAUAUUUUCUUUGCGUCUUCAUUAAUGUGUUCGAAGACCAUCUGCUGUAUCAUUUACAUAUUAUGUAAACUGUAAUGUAACAGCUUGGAAACAAAGACAAAUCUUUCUUCCUCUGCUUGGUUGAAUCACUUUAUUCUCAACAGUGGGAUGUGUGCUAUAGAGGGAACUUUAUACAGUUGUGUUUGAAGUUUGACAGCUGUGUAGGCAUCACUCUGCUAAUGUAUUGUAGCUCAAUUUGACAGAAACAAUUCAAUGCUUACGCGAGAGAAAGAGACAGAGACACAGAGAGAGAGAGAGAGAGAGAGUGCAGGGAUGGAGUGGGAAAUAGAGAUAUGGAGAGAAGGAGAGGGGGAGUUUUCUCUAUAGAGGUGGUAUACAGAGGGAUUGUGUCUGCUCUCGUUCCCGUACAGUAGCUGUGUGCUGCUGUCAAUUCUUCAGGGUGUUCACACCUGGAGCUGCUAGUGAGAGAGGCUCAGGGAAGGGUCUACGCUAUCCUCAUCUCCACCAACAGACACACACUCAGUAGAGCUACUGUUGACCUACCUCCUCUCUUCCCCUAUCUGCUGUCUCACCUCGCUCAACUCUCUCCCAGGGGAUUCUAUGGAUAGAGAGUUGCUGAUGCUGCUGAUUUCACAUCAGUUAUUUGGAUACCAAGCUGCGUACAGAACUCAUUUCAUCUGAUAGCCUAACUGUUUCUGUCUUGGACUAAAUUUGUUUUUAAAGAUCAUUAUAUGGGAUUUAUAAGCUUUUCACCAUCAACUGAGAUGCUUUUUCUCAACCUGGAUGCUAUUUUUGUGUUAUAUCAACGCCUGCUGUACAGGAUGGUGUUUACUAGCUUCUGGAGGAUUUGGAUUGAAACCCUCUGUGUCUGUCUCUUGAGUCUGUGUUCACCAGCCUGUUAAAGUCUGUUGUGUUCUCCAAGGAGCGCUUCCUGAACCACCACAGGGUGCCUGGUUGGUAGCCUGUGGUUCCCCAAAUAUGUGACUUUAGAGUGGACUGGACCCUAGGGAAAGGAGCCACUGACAGCUCACAGAUCCAAAUAAAAGCUUUGAAAACGAAAAACGAGCUCGGCUCUUCUUUGCUCGUCUUUAACCCCCCCCGGGGUUUUUUUGGGUUAAGGUUCGUCUGGUUUUCAAGUUUUUGGGAACCCAAGUGCUGUUCCUUUGGGUCCAAAAUUUUUUUUCUUUUAGGAGGGUUUUUUUAAAAAAUUUUGGGAUUUUUUUUUUUUUUUUUUUUUUUUUUUUUCCCCCUUUUUUUGGGGGAUUUUCGUUUUUUUUAAAAAAAACCCCCUUUUUUGGGUUUUUUUUUUUUUUUUUCCAAAACCUUUUCCUUUUUUCCCACCCUUUUCUUUUUUUGGCCCCCCCCUUUUGGGGGUGGGGGGGCCCUGCCUUUUUUUGGGGAAAAAAAAUCUUUUUCCCCUUCAACCCAACUUUCUUUUACAUUUCCCCCCCCUUUUUUUUGGGUUAAAAUACCCCUUUUCCCCCCCUUUUCAAAAAUCCUUUAAAAAAUCUUCUCGGCCCCCCCCAAAAUCCCUAAACCCCAAAGGGGGCCCCUUCCCCCUCCCCCCACCCGGCGAGGAACCCCGCCCCCCCCAAGCCCCGGGAAAAAAACCGGGAGGGUGACUAUUUGAGAGGGGGCGGGUCCCCGGGGGAGGGGGGGAAAAAAAGGGGGGGAAGAAAAAAGGGGGAAAAGACGGGGCCCCAUAAAAGUAAGUUCACCCCUUUUUUAAUUCUCCAAACUUUUUCCCCUCCCCCCUUCUCUCUUCUUCUCCUUCCCUUCUUUUCUUUCCCUUUCUUCCUUCUUUUUCCCCCCCUCUUACCUCUUUUUUCCCCUUUUCUUUUGGCCCCCUUUUUUUUGUUUCUCCUCUCUACUCAACCUUUUUCUCCCCCCUCUCUUCCUCUAAAAUUUUUCCUUUUCUCUAUCCUUUAGGGGGGUCUACCUCCGUAACAAAAAAGGGGGUUUCUGACUUUCCCAAAAUCCACCCCCUUUGCCGCUACCAAAGGAACCCCGGGAGGUCAUUGGGAAAAAGGGGAAAAGGGGGAAAAGGGGAGGGAGGGGGAAAAAAAAAAAAGUUGGGGCCAAAGGGCGGGGGACCACCCGGAGCGCCUGCUGGUGUCCACCCGGGCCAGCUCCGUCCCCCGAACGCAUGCCGAGGAGGGCGUGAUGCCCCCCAUCCGUGGCCUCAGGAAGACCACCUCACUCAUCGCGGGGCACGCUGGAAACGCUGCAGCCCUUCGCAGGUAAGAGUCUUUAGCCUGAUUCACACUUCAGGGAAUAUUGCAUGGUUACAUAAACUAUGGUGGAUGCGUAACCAGGCCAGUGCAGUAACAGCUUGGCUUGGCUUGGUAUUGCCCUAUAGUGUGAAUUAGGCUCUAAUUGGCCAGUCGGUCAAUGAUAGUACAGAGUUUUAGUUGACCACCCUGGCCUUAGCCAAUGAUAGUACAAAGUCUUAGUUGACUAUGCUGAUAAGCCCACGCUUGCUGAUGAUUGAUAUGUUGGAUCAGGUAUUAUAGAAUGAAGUCUGUCAGUUAGUCAUCUGGAAAAGUGGCAUAGACAAGACUCUCUGUGUUACAGUGAGGGAAAAAAGUAUUUGAUCCCCUGCUGAUUUUGUAUGUUUGCCCACUGACAAAGAAAUGAUCAGUCUAUAAUUUUAGUGGUAGGUUUAUUUGAACAGUGAGAGACAGAAUAACAACAAAGAAAUCCAGAAAAAAGCAUGUCAAAAGUGUUAAAAAUUUAUUUGCAUUUUAUUGAGGUAAAUAAGUAUUUGACCCCCUCUCAAUCAGAAAGAUUUCUGGCUCCCAGGUGUCUUUUAUACAGGUAACGAGCUGAGAUUAGUAGCACACUCUUAAAGGGAGUGCUCCUAAUCUCAGCUUGUUACCUGUAUAAAAUACACCUGUCCACAGAAGCAAUCAAUCAAUCAGAUUCCAAACUCUCCACCAUGGCCAAGACCAAAGAGCUCUCCAAGGAUGUCAGGGACAAGAUUGUAGACCUACACAAGGCUGGAAUGGGCUACAAGACUAUCGCCAAGCAGCUUGGUGAGAAGGUGACAACAGUUGGUGCGAUUAUUCGCAAAUGGAAGAAACACAAAAGAACUGUAAAUCUCCCUCGGCCUGGGGCUCCAUGCAAGAUCUCACCUCGUGGAGUUGCAAUGAUCAUGAGAACGGUGAGGAAUCAGCCCAGAACUACACGGGAGGAUCUUGUCAAUGAUCUCAAGGCAGCUGGGACCAUAGUCACCAAGAAAACAAUUGGUAACACACUACGCCGUGAAGGACUGAAAUCCUGCAGCGCCCGCAAUGUCCCCCUGCUCAAGAAAGCACAUAUACAGGCCAGUCUGAAGUUGAACAUCUGAAUGAUUCAGAGGAGAACUGGGUGAAAGUGUUGUGGUCAGAUGAGACCAAAAUGGAGCUCUUUGGCAUCAACUCAACUCGCUGUGUUUGGAGGAGGAGGAAUGCUGCCUAUGACCCCAAGAACACCAUCCCCACCGUCAAACAUGGAGGUGGAAACAUUAUGCUUUGGGGGUGUUUUUCUGCUAAGGGGACAGGACAACUUCACCGCAUCAAAGGGACGAUGGACGGGGCCAUGUACCGUCAAAUCUUGGGUGAGAACCUCCUUCCCUCAGCCAGGGCAUUGAAAAUGGGUCGUAGAUGGCUAUUCCAGCAUGACAAUGACCCAAAACACACAGCCAAGGCAACAAAGGAGUGGCUCAAGAAGAAGCACAUUAAGGUCCUGGAGUGGCCUAGCCAGUCUCCAGACCUUAAUCCCAUAGAAAAUCUGUGGAGGGAGCUGAAUGUUCGAGUUGCCAAACAUCAGCCUCGAAACCUUAAUGACUUGGAGAAGAUCUGCAAAGAGGAGUGGGACAAAAUCCCUCCUGAGAUGUGUGCAAACCUGGUGGCCAACUACAAGAAACGUCUGACCUCUGUGAUUGCCAACAAGGGUUUUGCCACCAAGUACUAAGUCAUGUUUUGCAGAGGGGUCAAAUACUUAUUUCCCUCAUUAAAAUGCAAAUCAAUUUAUAACAUUUUUGACAUGCGUUUUUCUGGAUUUUGUUGUUGUUAUUCUGUCUCUCACUGUUCAAAUAAACCUACCAUUAAAAUUAUAGACUGAUCAUGUCUUUGUCAGUGGGCAAACGUACAAAAUCAGCAGGGGAUCAAAUACUUUUUUCCCUCACUGUAUAAUGUUUUAGCCUAUAUACUGGUGCUGUAUGUUGAUUCAAUGUGUUUGAAGCAAUACAUCAUAUAAAUGUUAUCCUCAAGGCAUGUCAUUUAUAGCCAUUAAUGAAACUGCCCAUCAUUCUCCUCUCCAGUCCUGUCAAUUACUUCAUUAGCUAACAUUUACAGCUAAAUGUAUCACAUUUGACAGAGAUUACUAUACUAGCAUGGCCUGUGUGUAGGAGUGUGUUCAAAUAGACACAUCACUGUCAGUCUACAGAAAACAACACACUCUAUGUCUAUUUGAAGCCUUGUUUUGACUGUACCUGCCCUUACAGAAAAACCACAUGAUUUCACAUGUGAAAUUUCACAUGAAAUCAUGUAGUAAAACAGUGUUGUAUUAAAACGUGUUUUUGGAACACUUUACAUGUUUUCACGUGUAGUUUCAUGUUAUCACGUUGCUUUACGUGUUAUCACAUGAAAACAUGUGUUUUUGGAACACUUCACGUGUUCACGUGAAAUUGAUGUGGUUUGUCCCAUAAGGGUGCAUACUGUCACGAUCGUCGUAGGAAUGAGUAGACCAAGGCGCAGCGUGUGAAACAAACAUGACUUUAAUUAGUUAAAGUAUACCAAACAAAACACGACUCGUGAAGUCCACGGUAAACAAAUACCGACACGGAACAAAAACCCACAAACACAAAGUGAAACACAGACAGUUAAAUAUGGCUCCCAAUCAGAGACAACCAGCCGACAGCUGACACUCGUUGCCUCUGAUUGGGAGUCACACAGGCAAACAUAGAAACAGACAACCUAGAACCCCCAACAUAGACAUAUCACACAUAGAAUAAACACACCCCUGGCUCAACAAAUAGAGUCCCAGAGCCAGGGUGUGACAGUACCCCCCCCCUAAAGGCGCGGACUGCGACCGCGCCUAAAUACGAGCAAAAACAGGGGAGGGCUGGGUGGGCAUUCCUCCUCGGCGGCGGCUCCGGCUCCGGUCUUGCCCACCACCCUCCAACAAACCCCCCAUAGCGCCCCUGGUCCGGUCUGGCCCCGCUGGCUGGAGCUGGACUGGACGUAGCAGGAGCGGUAGGCUUCAGCUCCUUAGUGGAGCAGUUGAGCGGUACCUGAAUUGGCACCGAUGACCCAGGCACGGGUUGUGCCGGACUGACGACUCGCACCCCUGGCUUGGUGCGAGUGGCAGGAACGGGCCGGGCCGGCGACGCGCACCAUAGACUUGGUGCGAGUGGCAGGAACAGGCCGGACCGGGCUGGCGACGCGCACCGUAGACUUGGUGCGUGGAGCAGGGACAGGCCGGGCCGGGCUGGCGACGCACCCCGUAGGCUUGGUGCGUGGAGCAGGGACAGGCUGGGCUGGGCUGGCGACGCACACCGUAGGCUCGGUGCGUGGAGCAGGAACAGGCCGGGCUGGGCUGGCGACGCACACCGUAGGCUUGGUGCGUGGAGCAGCAACUGGCCGGACUGGGCUGGCGACGCACACCGUAGGCUUGGUGCGUGGAGCAGGGACAGGCCGGGCUGGGCUGGCGACGCACACCGUAGGCUUGGUGCGUGGAGCAGGGACAGGCCGGGCCGGGCUGGCGACGCACACCGUAGGCUUGGUGCGUGGAGCAAGGACAGGCCGGGCUGGGCUGUCGACGCACACCGUAGGCUUGGUGCGUGGAGCAGGGACAGGCCGGACUGGGCUGGCAACGCACACCGUAGGCUUGGUGCGUGGAGCAGGGACAGGCCGGACUGGGCUAUGGAGACGGAUAGGAGACCUGGAGUGAAGAGCUGCCACAACCCGUCCUGGCUGAAUGCCUACCUUCACACACUCUGUGUGAGGCAUCAGCACAGGACGUACAGGGCUGUGUACCCGUACUGGCAUAACAGCACGUGACACUGGCGCAGGAUAUCCGGGACCGAGGAGAGGCACUGGAGGCCACGAGCGCUGAGCCGGCACACUCCGUCCUGGCUGCAUGCCCACCUUCGCACAACACGUGCGGGGUGCUCGCACAGGACGUACCGGACUAUGCCGGACCACUCGUGGCACAGUGCGCAGCUCCGCAUACCGCGGAACCUGCCCAGUCUCAUGCUGCCAUGCCUGAGUACGGGGAGUUGGCUCUGCUCUCCAUCCAGGCUCCGCCAACCUGUCUUCUGGCCCCCAAAACCCGGUGGCCUCCUCUCCUAAUCUCCCAAUUCGCCCUGUGGCAGCCUCCUGCUGCCCAGUCGCCCAUGCCGUGUGCCCCCCCCCCUAAAAAAUUAUUGGGGGUGCCUCUCGCCUGUCCGACCACGGCCCGGUUGACGCCGCUUCUCCACUCCUGCCUGGAUCUCCCCCUUCAUCGCCUUCCGGUACCGGACGGCCUCCUCCUUCGUAAUCUGCCCCCAGCCGAGGAGGACAUCCACCAGCGUUACCUCCUGUGUGUGUUCCUGGACACGCUGCUUGGUCCUGGUUUGGUGGGUUUUUCUGUCACGAUCGUCGUAGGAGUGAGUAGACCAAGGUGCAGCGUGUGAAACAAACAUGACUUUAAUUAGUUAAAGUAUACCAAACAAAACACGACUCGUGAAGUCCACGGUAAACAAAUACCGACACGGAACAAAAACCCACAAACACAAAGUGAAACACAGACAGUUAAAUAUGGCUCCCAAUCAGAGACAACCAGCCGACAGCUGACACUCGUUGCCUCUGAUUGGGAGUCACACAGGCAAACAUAGAAACAGACAACCUAGAACCCCCAACAUAGACAUAUCACACAUAGAAUAAACACACCCUGGCUCAACAAAUAGAGUCCCAGAGCCAGGGUGUGACACAUACAUGAUAGAAAGUUCAAGAUAGUGUCACUGUUUUAGGAAUAGAAAGCACCUUUAUGAUGAUUCCUUGCAACUUGAUGCUGGCUUCCUGCUCUGACAGUACAACACUGAAUAUUAAUGCUCUAGAGUAGACUAUAAAUACUCAGAGAGAAAACAGACUAAAUAAUCUAAAUAAUACCACAGAAGUGCAAAGAGAGAAUCACAAGGAAUGCCCACCUUUUUCUGUGGCCCUAACUUAGCCAAACAAAUAAUGAAGCAACAUUGUCCCUCGGGGAUGGAGUGUCUAUGUUUAAGUGAAUGCUGGGUGGGCUGUUCAGUCUGGCUGUGGAUAUAAAGUAACUUGUGUACAAGACUCUGAAUGUGUACCAAAUGGUACCCUAUUCCCUAUAAAGUGCACUACUUUUGAGUAUAGCCAUAUGGACCCUGGUCAAAAGUAGUGUAAUAAAUAGGGGAUAGGGUGCCAUUUGGGACAGUCUCUCAAAGUGUUCCUCGUAUAUGAAUCCAAUCAGUGAAGUGAUAUAUGUAUUUCAGUACAGCAGGUAGAGUAGUUGUAACCUCAUUAUUACAGUACUUUCCAACUGCAUGUUUUUAUUUGUUUACACCUGAAAUGGAGAGUGUAUACUGCAGACCCUCCAUAGACUCUAAUAGGUUUUAAAUGAGACAAUUCUCAGUUGGUAGAGCAUGGCGCUUGCAACGCCAGGGUUGUGGGUUCAUUUCCCACGGGGGGCCAGUAUGAAAAAUGUAUGCACACACUAACUGUAAGUCGCUCUGGAUAAGAGCGUCUGCUAAAUGACUAAAAUGUAAAUGUAAAUUCAACAUCAUUUUUAGAUUACACACUAAUCCCAAGGAUUACCCAGAGGAGAUUAUAUGGUAACAAGCCAUAUAUUGAGGCAGGGUGGGGGUGCAGUUUGGGGGGCACAAUGAAACAUGGCUACAGCUGUCCCUUUUGAAUCACUUUCACAUGUUCUGUUUCCAUGUAAUUUCACCAGUCUGUUCCCUAAAGCAGGAGCCACCUUACCAAGGGUUAGGGUGAGUGAGCCACCUUACCAAGGGUUAGGGUUAGUGAGCCACCUUACCAAGGCCAUAUCCAUUCAUGUGUGUUGUUUCUAUCUGUACUGCAGGACGGUGAGAGUCUGCAAAGGGAACCUGAGUUUUGGAUUCACCCUCAGGGGCCAUGCACCUGUAUGGAUCGACUCAGUCAUCCCAGGUAGGUUGCUUACAGCAGUGUGUGUGUGUGUGUGUUUGUGCAGACAGGCAUGCACACAUGCGCACAGACACAUGGAUACACACACACAACACACCAUGUGGGCAAGUGUCAAAUGCACAGACUGGUGCCAAUCAAGGCAUAUUUAUUGUCAACCUGUAUGUCGUGUUGCCACAGUGUUCACACCAGCUAUGUGGAGGGACUUAUGGAGGGUACAGAGGGGAACAGAUCGGAGAAUAGUAGGCUGAGAGAGGAGAGAGAGAGAGAGAGAGAGAGAGAGAGAGAGAGAAGAGAGAGAGAGCGAGAGAGAGAGAGAGAGAGAAAGAGAGAGAGGAUAGAGAGGAGAGAGAGAGAGAGAGACAGAGAGCUGAGAUAUAUCUCUCUCUCUCUCUCUCUCUCUCUCUCUCUCUCUCUCUCUCUCUCUCUCUCUCUCUCUCUCUCUCUCUCCAGGGAGUCCAGCAGAUAAGGCGGGGCUCAAACCUGGAGACCGUAUCCUGUUCCUCAAUGGACUUGACAUGAGGUUAGACAGCAUUCGAAAUGAGGCUUAGUCGAUUUAUAUAGAAACAUAUGAUUUACUGGUUCAUUGACGUUUGUUUGUAUGUUGUCAAGCCAACCUCCUCUUGUUGUAUUUACUUCAGGCUACUGCUUUUGUUUCUUGACCUCAGGUAGCUAACUGUAAGCUUUGUAUGGAUUUGGAAACCAGUGUUCAUAUCUCACACUCUUGUAGUGACAGAAUAAUACAACUUUUUUUAAAUAGAUGAAAGAACAAGCAUUACCUGACAGCUGUGUUGUAUUGAAUUGGUUAAUUACUUAGAGUGUGGAUAAACAGCAGAGUAGUUUCCUCUGCAGUGGUAGUUUGUGGUAGGGAUCAGAGCCUUAGAUACUGUAGUAUAGAGACUUCAAUAUAAGGUUUUGGUUCCGGCCUUUUCAGUUGUUUCCAUUAGAAUGUGCUACUUUAUGGGGUAUUGGGCGGCGCAUAAUUGGCCCUGCGUCGUCCAGGGUAGGGGAGGGAAUGGCCGGCAGGUAUGUAGCUCAGUUGGUAGAGCAUGGCGUUUGCAACGCCAGGGUUGUGGGUUCAAUUCCGACGGGGGGCCAGUAUGAAAAAUAAAAUAAUGUAUGCACUCACUAACUGUAAGUCGCUCUGGAUAAGAGCAUCUGCUAAAUGACUAAAAUAUAAAUAUAUGUAUGGUUCCAAAAGGGUUAUUUGGCUGUCCCCAUAGGAGAACCCUUUUUGGUUCUAGGUAGAACUAUUUUGGGUUCAAUAUAGAACCUCUGUUUAAAGGAUUCUACAUGGAACUCAAAAGGGUUCUACCUGGGACCAAAAAGGGUUAUUCAAAGGGUUCUCCUAUUGGGACAGCCGAAUAACCAUUUUAGGUUCUAGAUAGCACCUUUUUUUUCUAAGAGUGUAGUGGUGAUCAUGGUAGAGAGUCUGUAGUAUAUUGACACUAUCUCUGUAUCUCAAUAUGUGUCUGAAGGAGUUGUUCCCAUGAGAAGGUCGUCUCCAUGCUGCAGGGCAGCGGUGCCAUGCCCACCCUGGUCGUGGAGGAAGGCCCCCCCACCUUCACGCUGGCCGAGCCCGAGCAGCCAGGAGGGCCAGGGAGGGCGUCCCCGGGUGGAGGCGUCCCCCGCUCCCCAGUGCUCAACUCCCUGCAGUGGGUGGCUGAGAUCCUGCCUUCCUCUAUCAGGGUCCAGGGGCGCACCUUCGGACAGCAGCUGGAGCACCUGCUCACUAUCCAGGAGAGAUACACCAUCUGCAAAGCCCUGGAGAACUUCUUCCAGCAUAGGUGAGAGGGAGGGAGGGAGGGAAGGAUAGGGAGGGAGGGAGAGGGGGAGGGGAGAGACAGUGAGAGAAAUCAGAGAAAGCUACAAAUAUGUCGAGAGAGAGUGAAAGAGAGAUUGAAAGAGAGAGUGAAAGAGUGAGUGGAAGAGAGAUUGAAAGAGAGUGAAAGAGAGAGUGAAAGAGAGAUUGAAAGAGUGAGUGAAAGAGAGAUUGCAAGCGAGUUUGAAAGAGAGAGUGAAAGAGGAGUGAAAGAGAGAGUGGGUGUGAAAGAAGAGAUAACCUACUGGUUUGAGAGACCAUGGUACAGAAACAGGACCUUCAGCCCUACAAUUACAGUGGCUUGCGAAAGUAUUCACCCCCCUUGGCAUUUUUCCUAUUUUGUUGCCUUAUCCUGGAAUUAAAAUGGAUUUUUUGGGGGGUUUGUAUCAUUUGAUAUACACAACAUGCCUACCACUUUGAAGAUGCAAAAUAAAAAAAAUGUGUGAAACAAACAAGAAAUAAGACAAAAAAACAGAAAACUUGAGCGUGCAUAACUAUUCACCCCCCCAAAAUCAAUGCUUUGUAGAGCCACCUUUUGCAGCAAUUACAGCUGCAAGUCUCUUGGGGUAUGUCUCUAUAAGCUUGGCACAUCUAGCCACUGGGAUUUUUGCCCAUUCUUCAAGGCAAAACUGCUCCAGCUCCUUCAAGUUGGAAGGGUUUCUCUGGUGUACAGCAAUCUUUAAGUCAUACCAAAUAUUCUCAAUUGGAUUGAGGUCUGGGCUUUGACUAGGCCAUUCCAAGACAUUUAAAUGUUUCCCCUUAAACCACUCAAGUGUUGCUUUAGCAGUAUGCUUAGGGUCAUUGUUCUGCUGGAAGGUGAACCUCCGUCCCAGUCUCAAAUCUCUGGAAGACUGAAACAGGUUUCCCUCAAGAAUUUCCUUGUAUUUAUCGCCAUCCAUCAUUCCUUCAAUUCUGACCAGUUUCCCAGUCCCUGCCGAUGAAAAACAUCCCCACAGCAUGAUGCUGCCACCACCAUGCUUCACUGUGGGGAUGGUGUUCUCGAGGUGAUGAGAGUUGUUGGGUUUGCGCCAGACAUAGCGUUUUCCUUGAUGGCCAAAAAGCUAAAUUUUAGUCUCAUCUGACCAGAGUACCUUCUAUGUUUGGGGAGUCUCCCACAUGCCUUUUGGCAAACACCAAACUUGUUUGCUUAUUUUAUUCUUCAAGCAAUGGCUUUUUUCUGGCCACUCUUCCGUAAAGCCCAGCUCAAAGUUUCUGAUAUUUUUUCAUAACCCAACCCUGAUCUGUAAUUCUCCACAACUUUGUCCCUGACCUGUUUGGAGAGCUCCUUGGUCUUCAUGGUGCCGCUUGCUUGGUGGUGCCCCGUGCUUAGUGGUGUUGCAGACUCUGGGGCCUUUCAGAACAGGUGUAUAUAUACUGAGAUCAUGAGACAGAUCAUGUGACACUUAGAUUGCACACAGGUGGACUUUAUUUAACUAAUUAUGUGACUUCUGAAGGUAAUUGGUUGCACCAGAUCUUAUUUAGGGACUUCAUAGCAAAGGGGGUGAAUAUAUAUGCAUGCGCCACUUUUCCGUUAUUUAUUUUUUAGAAUUCUUUAAAACAAGGUAUUUGUUUCAUUUCACUUGACCAAUUUGGACUAUUUUGUGUAUGUCCAUUACAUGAAAUCCAAAUAAAAUGUGAUUUAAAUUAUAGGUUGUAAUGCAACAAAAUAGGAAAAACGCCAAGGGGGAUGAAUACUUUUGCAAGACACUGUACACUGUCUAGAAUAUGUUACCAUCAUUUUCUCUUCAUGCAAGGUUCUGUAAGACCACUGUAUUAGCGUGACCAAUGAUUAGACAGCCAGAUGACCCUAACCCCGCCAAGCCCCUCCCCCCUCCUCUCUGUUUCCAUGGCGACAGGAAUGUUGACACUCUGAUCGUGGACGUUUUCCCGGUGUUGGACACGCCAGCCAAGCAGGUGAUCUGGCGUUUUGUCUACCAGCUUCUGACCUACGAAGAGCAGGAGCACUGCCAGAGCAAGAUAUCACGUUUCCUCGGUUACAAGACUGCAGGUGGGUUCUGGGAGGUGUGUGUAUGUGUUUGCUUAUGCAAGUAUAUGUGAUAUCUGCGUGUACAUUUGUGAUUUUUGGGGGUGUAUGUGUAGAUAUGAAAGAGAACGUCAAUCUGUGAUUGUGUCUGUGUGUGUGUGUGUGUACACUGACAUACACACACUGUGUGUAUUCUAGCGCCAGCCCCCCCACCUGAGCCAGAGCCCGCCCCCGAGCCCCAUCGCCGUAGCAGCUCCAUGAAAGUGACAGGAACCGCCUACAGGGCCAGCAUGCGUGGGCGGAGCUCUGACGACCUCGUCAUCGGCACUCACCUGGGGAUGGGUACUUGCGUUUGUCUUUGUCCUUCAUCUUCAUCACCAGUAAAAGUAGCACCAUCAUUACUAUCAGUGGCUAUAUCAUCGUCAUCAUCAUCAUUAUUAUCACCAUCAUCAUCAGUAUUGUCAUAAGUAGCAUGAAAUAAAUAUUUCUGACACUAGGUGGAGCUUUUGCUUACACCUACCCAGUCAAGUGAAUGGGUAUCAAGAAAGACGUAUUUUUUGGAAUGCCUUGAAACCUAAUGCAGUAUGUUUCCUGUAGGGAUCCGUACUGAUCCAGGGGAGAUGGGGAUGAGGCUGGCUCCAGGGGAGAGACAGUCAGGAGACGGGACGUCCCUCCCAGAGACCCCCAACAACCUCACCAACGUGGGUACCCAAGUGAGACUGAGAGAAGUGGUCCUGUGUGGCUCGGUCGGUAGAGCAUGGCGCUUGCAACGCCAAGCGUCGUGGGUUCGAUUCCCGCUGAGGCCACCCAUAUGUAAAAUUAGUGCCCCCAGCUUUGGAUAAAAAUGUCUGCUAAAUGGGAUAUAUUAGAAUAAGCAUGACUAAAACAGUGGUCACCAACCCUAGUCAUGGAGAGCUACCAUGUCUGCAGCUUUUUGCUCCAGCCCUCACUAUAAAACACACUGGAUUAAAUUACUCAAGGACCCAGUGAGUGGCUCAUUAAUUCAAGCAGGUGUGUCAGUGUUAGGCUGGAACAAAAGCCUGUACACUCAUUGGCUCUUGGGAACUAGGACUAGUGACCACUGAUUUAGAUUGUUUCCUCUUUAGGGGCUUAUCUUCUGGCUUUGAUCUCUUCUAUCUGAGUUGUUAUGAAAGGGAAUUUAUUCUCUCUGUCUAGCUGUCUGCAGUGUAUGCUGAGCUGGAGAACGUGUACUCAGGGAAGAGGUCCAAGUCUCUGAAGGCUCGCGCUCCUCCUCCUGCAGACAGUCUGGUAGAGCUGGAAGUCCUCGAACACGCAGGCUCUCCGUCCAUGCACGCUAACAUAGGUAGUUACUCCAACCGGUAACGCUUUACUUGAAGUGUUGUUCAUCAUGACGCGUCCAGGAAAUCUGGUUAAAAUAACUUAAUUACAAGCAGGUUGAAAUCUGAAUUGUAGCUUGCCUGACAUAGAUGUAUGUCUUCUAGUUUGAGUUGAGUCCACCUCUCUCUCUGUUAGUCAGUGGAGUGUGAAUAUGUUCACAAGCACAGGUAGCUACUGGGUAUGAAAACAUCUAACCAAAUAGCUAUAACAGCAGAAAUUAAUAGACCAUGUAUUGUGCAUUGACAUGAUCUACAACCCUUGGUCAACAUAAUAGUUGAUCAAUGCAAUGUUAGAUGUUCUUCUCUAUAGGAGCAGUGAUGUCAAUGUUCCUCUCCACAGGUAGCCGUAAGGGCCCCCCACCACCUCCCUCCGCCUGGCAGGAGCCCCUCCCUAGCCCCCCUGCCCCGGUCCAGUUCUACCCCCCAGGUCUCACCUCCCAGACCAGUGCCGAGUCCAACCCCUACAUCAGCCUGGACAGCCCCCCUCCCUCGCCCCCCGACUACCCCGCCAGCCCACCCUCCCACGCCCGUCUCAAUAAGAGGCGCUACACGUUCUCUCAUCCGCCGCGCUCCUCCGAUACAGACCGUUUCCUGGACGCGCUGAGCGAGCAGCUGGGUCAGAGGGUUGCCAUCGUCGACGACUUCCUGUCACCCGAGAACGACUACGAGGAGGUAGGGUCGUAAAGAUGCACAUCUGUAUAGAGCAUUAGAUGGUUGAUUAUGAUAUGUUUGACAAAGACAGUAAGCUGCUUGUCUUGCAUGACUUUAGUGAUUAUUGUAUAUAUAUUCAGACCCCUUGACUUAUUCCACAUUGUGUGUAGAUGAGGAAAACAUUUAUUUAAUCAAUUUUAGAAUAAGGCUGUAACGUAACCAAAUGUGGAAAAAGGGAAAGGGUCUGAAUACUUUCCGAAUGCACUGUAUAUAUAUUAAAAACAAAAAAACUAUAUUUUAAGUGAGAAUUAGGCAUUGGUCUGAAGCCGAAAAAGAAAGGAAAUUCACAAGCACAGCAAUGCCUACUCCACCCAUGCUCUACCAAGGUUUUCCAGCACACAGCUUUGACCUACUAAAACAAUGUGUAUGCAGGUUGCUUAGGAUUCAAACCUUCUCAAACAGCCUAAUUCAUACUCUUAGAGGAGGUGCUCCCACAAUAAUGUGAUUUGUACUGCAUACAGUAUUGGAUUCUUCACACACCACACUAAUCCCACUCCACUACCUUUCCAAGGUCCAAAAGUAUUGGGAGAGUGACACAUUUUUUGUUGUUUUGGCACUUUGGAUUUGAAAUGAUACAGUGACUGUGAGUUUAAAGUGCAGACUGUCAGCUCUAUUGUGAGGGUAUUUUCAUACAUAUCGAACCGUUACAGCACUUUUUGUACAUAGUCCCACCAUUUUAGGGGCCUAAAAAUAUUAGGACAAAUUCACUUAUAUUUGUAUUAAAGUAGUCAAAAGUUAAGUAUUUGGUCCCAUAUUCAUAGCACACAAUGAAUACAUUAAGCUUGUGACUCUACAAAUUUGUUGGAUACAUUUGCUGUUUGUUCUGGUUGUGUUUCAGAUUAUUUUGUGCCCAAUAGAAAUGAAUGGUAAAUAAUGUAUUGUGUCAUUUUGAAGUUACUUUUAUUGUUAAUAAGAAUAUAAUAUGUUUCUAAACACUUCUACAUUAAUGUGGAUGCUACCAUGAUUAUGGAUAGUGCUAAAUGAAUCAUGAAUAAUGAUGAGUGAGAAAGACGCAGAAAUAUCAUACCCCCAAGAAUGCCAAGAGUGCAAAGCUGUCAUCAAGGCAAAGGGUGGCUAUUUGAAGAAUCUCAAAUAUAAAAUAUAUUUUGAUUUGUUGAACACUUUUUUGGUUACUACAUGAUUCCAUAUGUGUUAUUUCAUAGUUUUGAUGUCUUCACUAUUAUUCUACAAUGUAAAAAAUUGUAAAAAUAAAGAAAAACCCUUGAAUGAGUAGGUGUGUCCAAACUUUUGACUGGUAGUGUGUGUGUGUGUGUGUGUGUGUGUAUGUAUGUAUAUAUAUAUAUAUAUAUAUAUAUAUAUAUAUAUAUAUAUAUAUAUAUAUAUAUAUAUAUAUAUAUAUAUAACUGGACAACAAAUUAUGUGAGACAAAACACAUACAUUUUUUAAACAUAAUUUGAAAGGCAAAUGAUAUUUUUGAAAGAUACCUUUUGAGUGUGGAAAUGUUUGUAUAAUUUUGUAUAAUCACCUUCUGGUGUAAAAACCAUGGAAAUAGACCAACAUAGAUACUGUAGUACAGGGUUCUUCAAUUCCGGUCCUGGAGGGCCGAAACACCUCUGUUUUUCAUCCUCUCCUUCUAAUCAGGGGCUAAUUCAGACCUGGGACACCAGGUGAGUGCAAUUAACUACCAGGUAGAAAUAAAAAACAGAAGUGUUUCGGCCCUCCAGGACCGGAAUUGAAGAACCCUGCUGUAGUAGGUAAAAGCUGUGUGCUGGAAAACCUUGGUAGAGCAUGGGUGGAGUAGGCAUUGUGGUGCUCGUGCAUUUCUUUUCUUUUUUCGGCUUCAGACCAAUGCCUACUUCUCACAUAAAACUUAGUUUUUUGUUUUUUAUAUAUAUAUAAUUUGUGUAUUUCUAUUAGGAAAUUCUACCGUAAAGCACCUCAGACUAUAAAUUACACUGGAGCAAUGGCCCGAGCCUUAAUGAAUCUAUGUGAUUGGUGGUAAUGCCAGGAUGUUGUCCAGAUGAGCUUCCCAGAUGAGGAGGAUGAGGAUGACGAGGAGGUGGGGGUGGAUGAUGAAGAUGGAGACGGGGGUUUCAUAAUACCCCCUGAGCUGAGCAGCCCCAGCGAGUACCAGGGCAGCAGCGGAGAGGACGCCUCCUCCCUCACCUACUCCUCCUCCUCAGAACACAUCCCUCCUCCCCCCAUGACUCCCCCGCCACCUCCACCCAUCCAAUUCAAUGAUCCUCCUCUACCCCCAAGCUACACCGCCACCCCUGAACAGUCUCCCAGAAUACAACUACCUUUCCGCCGCCACCCCUGGGCCGCCUCCACCCCCUCCUCCUCGCUCCAACCCGCCGCCCAAACGCCAGUCCAUUCAUAAGGUGCUUCCUACCCGGGAGGACCUUCUAGCCCACGCUGCAAUACAGGAACAAAAAGCGUACCAGGAGAAACAAGCAUUACAGGAGCAACAAGCUUACCAGGACCAACAAGCGUUUCAGGAACAACAAGCUUACCAGGACCAACAAGCGUACCAAGAGCGACAAGUGUACCAGGAACAACAAGCAAUCCAGGAGCAACGAGCAUUCCAGAAGCAACAAGCAUUUCAGGAACAAAAAGCUUACCAGGAGCAACAAGCACAUCAAGCGCAACAGAAGCGACAAGCUUACCAGGAACAACAAGCAUUCCAGGAGCAACAAGCUUACCAGGAGCAACAAGCUUACCAGGAGCAACAAGCACAUCAAGAACAACAAGCAUACCAGGAGCAACAAGCGUACCAGGAGCAACAAGCGUACCAGGAGCAACAAGCGUACCAGGAGCAAAAUAUUUACCAGGGGCACCAGUCACUGCCUGCCCAGUCCUCGCACAAAGCACACACCCUGCAGCAGCUUCACCAGUCCCUGCCCCCCCUCCCCUCUCCAGAGGCAGCCCACACCCAUCCAGACCAUCCAAACCACCCAGACCCCUCACUCUACCAGAUGCACCAAGCUCAACAACAGACUCGUCGUCAAAGCCGUCAUCAGACUCACUCAGCCACAUCACCUCACAACCCCCUACCCGUUCCCCUGUCCAUCCAGAUCAACAGAGUCAGUACUCGGAGGCAAUCUAUCAGAGUCUUCAUACACAGUCACAUCACUCAUCUAUGGAGCUCCUUCACCAAGCUCAUCAGAUCCAGCAGCACCACUCCUCCAUGGAGCUCCUUCAUCAAGCUCAUCAGGUCCAGCAGCACCACUCCUCCAUGGAGCUCAUUCACCAAGCUCAGGAAGUCCAGCAGCACCACUCCUCCAUGGAGCUCCUUCAACAAGCUCAUCGGGUCCAGCAGCACCACUCAUCCACGGAGCUUCUUCACCAACCUCACCACUCUUCCACAGAGCUCCUUCACCAAGCUCAUCAGAUCCAGCAGCACCACUCAUCCACGGAGCUCCUUCACCAAGCUCAUCAGAUCCACCAAGAUCAGCCUGCUUCACUAACAGUACACCUGGAUCAGGAGAUCCACCAGUCUCUUCAGACUCAUCAGAGCCAUCAGACUCACCCAUCUUCCCAGGCCAGCCACCAGGGUCAGCAGACUCAUCAAACUCGUCAAUCUCUCAAGUCUCAUCGCACUCACCAGCCAUCUCCCCAGCGUCCCCACUCCGUCCAGCAGACUUACCACCACACUCCCCAGAUCCAGCACAUCCACCACCAGGUCCCUCCCCAGCCCACUCAGCCAGAGCUCCACCAGAUCCACCUCAUCCAUCAGCCCACCCAGCAGCGCCACCACCCCCAGCCCACCCUGUCCACCUUCCAGCCCCUUCCACCCCACCAGUCCCACCCUGUCCACCUUCCAGCCUCUGCCCCAACAUCAACCCCACCAAACCCACCAGGUCCACCCCUCCAACCAGGGUCGUCCUCAGUCCCAGCCCUCUCAGCGGCUACUCAGUCAAUCCCAGUCUCACCACCACUCCCACCACCAACCCCAACCUCAGCCCAAGCAGCAUUCCCAGUCCCAGAAUAACUUGGACCAGUUGGGGAAACAGGAGCCCCCUCCUCCUCCGCCCCUGCCCCCUCCCGGAACCCCACCUCCGCUGCCUCGCCCCGGCCUUCCGAGGAUGGACUCCAACCAUAUGAGUGUAAAGAGGCUGCGCUGGGAACAGGUGGAGAACUCUGAGGGCACCAUCUGGGGACAGGUGAGUUAGUCACAAAUUUGAUAGGUGAGUUAGUCAGCAUUGAGACAGGUAAGUUGGUCAGGAUUGGGACAGGUAAUGGGUUUGGACAAGUGUGUUAGUCAGGGUUGGGAAAGGUGAACUAUGUUAGGUGAGGUUGGUUGGGGACAGAUAAGUUAGUCAGGAUUGGGACAGGAUUGGGACAGGUUAGUCAGCUACAGUUUGGACGGGAGUAAGUCAGGGUUUGGACAGGUGAGUUAGUCAGCAUUGAGAUAGGUGAGAUAGUCAGGGUUGGCAACAGGUGAGUUUAGUCAAGGUUGUGAAAGGUGAACUUUGUUAGGUGAGGUUGGAUGGGGACAGGUAAGUUAGUCAGGAUUGGGACAGGUAUGUCAGCCACAGUUUGGACGGGAGUUAGUCAGGGUUUGGACAGGUGAGUUAGUCAGCGUUGGGACAGGUGAGUUAGUCAGGGUUGGAACAGGUGGUUAGUCAAGGUUGGGACAGGUAGGUUAGUCAGGGUUAGGGACAGGUGAGCUAGCCAAGGUUGGAACAGGUGAGUUAGUCAGGGUUGGGUCAGGUUUUUAGAUUUACAACAGUUACAUUAUUUUUUUAUUUUUUACAGCAGUCAAUUUCUGAAAUGACAAGCAUUAGCUUGAACUUAAUGAGUAGGUGGUGCAUAAUGUACAUAAUGCCUGUUUUUAAUCUGUGUGUUGCAGUUGGGAGAGGAUUCUGAUUAUGACAAACUGAAUGACAUGGUGAAGUAUCUGGAUCUAGAACUGCACUUUGGGACACAAAAGAACCCCAGUGAGUAUAAUGUGCCCACGUGUGUAUGUGGGUGUUUGUGUGUAUGCACGCAUAAUGCAUAUGUUAGUGUGCAUACAGUAUGCUUGCACAUACUGUACGUGUGUAAGUCUCUUCUGCAAAACCAUUCACACACCACCACCAAUGAGUCCGUUCCUGCAUAGUGUGUCUAAUAUGAAUACUUCUUCAUCUUGAGCAAUGUGUGUGAAUCCCACCAUGGUUUUGAAUUGCUUUUGAUCAGUGGUCCCUCUGACGAAUGACAGCAGCAUUACCGCCAUAGGCACUUCACUGACCCAUUUAAGUCUGAUACUUGAAAUUAUGUAUUUAGAAAUACAUUGAAAAUCCUGAUUUGGACAUUUUCUGCUCCUUAGCAGAGUCUCUUUCUCCCUUGAUCUCUGUCUUCACAGUCUUCCUUUCUGCCUCUCUUCUCAUGAUUCUCUGUUUCCCUCUCUCCCUCCACCAGUAGACCAUGUGCACUAACAUGUUCUGUGUCAGUUUCUCUUCCAGACCCAGCCCCUCAGUCGGAGACCUUCAAGAAGAAAGACAUAGUGGAGAUUCUGUCCCAUAAGAAGGCCUACAACGCAUGUAAGUAUGAGCGUGGAGAACACAAGGAGGGUGCUACAUUGUUCCAGGCUGUGUUACACUGCACUUCAGAUCUUAUAUUAUUGUUCUAAUCUAGUCUGUGUUGACUGAAACCAUGAGACUGUGUCACACUUUUACUGUGGCAUCUGACCUUUGACCCUUUAAUCUCUUGACCCAUGACCCCCAGCCAUCCUGAUCGCCCACCUGAAGCUGUCCCCAGGUGAACUGCGCCAGGUGCUGAUGACCAUGGCCACAGAGCGGCUGGAGCCGGCCCACAUCAAGCAGUUGCUGCUAUACGCCCCGACGCGGAGGAGGUCAAGCAGUAUGAACAGUACAGCGAGGACCCGGCCAAGCUCAGCGAGCCUGACCAGUUUGUACUACAGGUACUGGGCCUAGACUGCAGUGGAGAUGCUCAGCAGGUUUAGGGGAUCGUAUUGGAUGUAUUUGUGUUGUUUUGUUGUGGUGUACUGUGGGUGAAAGUAGUAGUAGUAGUAGUAGAAAUAGUAGUAGAAAAAGGAUAUAGUAGUAGCACAUAGUGUAGUAGUAGAAUAUAGUAAUAGUAAGUAGUAGUAGUAGUAUAGUAGUAGUAGUAUAGUAGUAUAUAAGUAGUAGUAGCAGUAGUAGUGUAGAAUAGUAUCACAGCAAAUAUGUAGUAGUAGCAACAUAUAGAGCAUAUCGUAGUAGUGCACAGCGGCGUAGUAAGUAGUAGUGUAGUAGUAGUAGUAGUAGUAGUAGUAUAGAGUAGAGCAAAGUAGUGUAGCAAGCAGUAGAGCUAGUACAGUAGUAAGUAGUAGCAGUAGCAGCAGUAGUAGUAGUAGACAGUAGUAGUAUGUAGUAGUAGACAGUAGUAGUAGUAGUGUAGUAGUAGACAGCAGUAGUAGUAGUAGUAGUAGAGUAGUAGUAGUAGUAGUAGUAGAGAGUAGUAGCAGCAUAUAAGUAGUUCAGUAGCAGCAGUAAGCAUAGUAGUAGUAGUAGAGUAGUAGAACAGCAGUAGUGUAGUAGAGUAGUAGUAAGUAGAGACUAGUAGUCAGUAGAGUAGUCGUAGUAUUGUUAGUCAGCAGCGAGUAGUAGUAGAGUAACACAGUAGUAGUAGUAGUAGUAGUAGUAGUAGUAGUAGUUUGUAGUAACAGCAGUAGUAGUAGUAAAAAUAGUAGUAGUAGUAGAAAUAGUAGCAGUAGUAGUUGGUGCAGUAGUAGCUCCCGAGUGGUGCAGUGGUCUAAGGCACUGCAUCGCAGUGCUAGCUGUGCCACUAGAGAUCCUGGUUCGAGUCCAGGCUCUGUCGCAGCCGGCUGCAACCGGGAGACCCAUGGGCGGCGCACAAUUGGUCCAGCGUCGUCCAAGGUAGGGGAGGGUUUGGCCGGCAGGGAUGUGGGUUCGUUUCCCACGGGGGGCCAGUAUGAAAAAAAUAAAAACGUAUGUAUUCACUAACUGUAAGUCGCUCUGGAUAAGAGCGUCUGCUAAAUGACUAAAAUGUAGUUGUUGUAGUAGCAGCAGUAGUAGUAGUAGUAGUAGUAGUAGUAGUAGUAGUAGUAGUAGUAGUAGUAGUAGUAGUAGUAGUAGUAUAGUUUAAUGGUUGCUCACAGUCAUAGACUGAGACUUUGGUUAUGUGUAGGUGUUGUUUCUGUUUCCUCCUUUGUAAUUGUGUGUGAAUGCGUGUGUGCGCGUAUGCAUAAUGUCAUAGAUGCUGUCAGUACCAGAGUACAAGACUCGUCUGAGAAGCCUCCACUUCAAAAGCACCCUGCAGGAGAAGACAGAGGAGAUGAGGGGGGGCUACGACUGCAUCUACAACGCCUCCAUGGAGCUCAAGACCAGCAAGAAACUAGCCAAGAUACUGGAGGUAUACAAUUAUGUACUCUGACAUGCAGGGGCGCAACUUUGGUUUUAGAAGUGGGGGGGACAUAACUUGGUGGGGGGUCUGCGGAUCCUCCCGUUUUUGGGGGCAUCUAAAGCUCGUUUCCUGCAUUUCUACACAGUCUAAUAUGACCCACGGCCCUUCUAGCCUUCUCUAUUUAGAACAACAUAAAGUAAGCAAAAAUGCACAGUCAUCAAGCUAGGUAAGAUAUCAUUAUGAAAUAUGUUAAAGUGAUUGAUAAGACUGAACUAGAUCAAAGAUAAUUCAAUAAUACAUAUUUUGUUGCACCUUUAACCAAUAGCCUAACAAAUGAACAACUCUUACAAAUAAAAUACAAAGACUUUUAAUUGUCUUUAUUAAGACAUCCUCUAUAUCAAAUUUCAGCCAGACCGCCAGCCAGCCCGAGCCGCCUGCACGCCCAACCCCCACCAAUCUAGUUAAUAACUCAACUCUCUCCCCAACACAACUUCCUUCCUAUCUUUUUUUUUUUAUGUCUCAAGGGAAAGGUUUGGAAAACAAAAGUUGAAUGAAAACACACAUACACCUGCACAUUAAGACACAGAAACAGUACACCCUCCAUAUAAUUAAUACCAUAGGCCUAAUAUGACUGUAGAGCUCUUUUUACUUGCAUACGAUAUAGCUGGGUCACCCAGUCCUGUCCCUAGGGGUCUACGGCCCUGCAGCGCCCCAACCCAGCACACCCCACUCAGCUUUAGGAUCUUAGUGAAACAUUAAUUAUUGGUUUCAGGUGUGUUAGGCCAAGGCCAAAGUGUCAACCAACAGUACGGCAGACCCCCAGGGCCAGGACUGAGCAGCCCAGCAGCUAGGGAUUGCCUAAAUAGGUAUCUCCCCUGACGUGGGCAUGUUUUCAAUACAGACUCCUUUUGUCGUACAUAUAAGGCAUCCAGACCUUAUGAAAGUUGCACAGUAUACCCUUAAUCUUGUAAUACAUCAAAUACAUAAAAUCUAGUGAUACAUAAUUAACAUUUCUUCCAUCCAUUGUGGGAGGAUAACCAACCUUCCAAUUAAUGGCAAUUCAUUUCUUAGCCGCUUUAAAUGCUAGGUUACACAGUUUCUACUGAUAAUAGUCUCCAGUGUCAACAUUUCCAAGCAAACAAAAACAGGGAGAAGGGAGAAUCUGUAGACAUGCUGAGAUAUAAGAGCGUACUCUUUGCCAGAAUUCAGCCAGCCUUCACAAGACCAUAACAUAUGCAAAUAUGUCCCCUUUUGUGUUUUACACCUCCAGCAGAAUAGUUACAUUUGUGUGCAUGAUAUUCAGUUUCACUGGCUUAUAGUACGUUCUAUGGAUGGUCUUAAACUGCAGUAAUUUAUGUCUUGGAUUAUAUGAACAUAACUGGGCAUUCUAACAUAUCUGUCUCCAUUAUCAUCAAUAGCGUCUCCCAGGUCUUCCUCACAUUUUUGUUUGACAUGUUUUGUGUCAUCGGGAAAAGCCUCUAUCAACCCUUGAUACAGUUUGGAAAUCAACUUUAGAGGUUUGUCGGACUGCCUUAAAAUAAUUUCAAUCUUUGAAGCUUCUUGCUUGUCCUGCUCAGAUGAGGCAUGACAAAUAAUUGUAUUGGUGUACAUUUAUACAUUAUAUUAUCUAUGAAUAGAAUCAAUGGUUCAACAAUUGAAAUAACCAUUAUUCCCAGAUCCCAGACUGUAGCCUACCCAUCAACUCAAGGUGGAACUUUGUAUCCAUUCACUGAUUGUUAUAAUAUACUGCAAAAUUCAACUGAGCUCUGUAGACUGGUCUUCCCUGGCUGUCUGAUCCUGCAGGGACACCUGUCACCAUCUCAUCCUGCUAAGACAUUAUGUAAAUACUGACUUGUGCACCAUGACAGUGAAGCCUGUAGAGCUGUGUAUUUAUUUUAUCUUUACUUAACUAGGCAAGUCAGUUAAGAACGCAUUUUUAUUUACAAUGACGGCCUACACCGGCCAAACCCGGACGACGCUGGGCCAAUUGUGCGCCGCCCUAUGGGACUCCCAAUCACAGCCGGUUGUGAUACAGCCUGGAAUCGAACCAGGGGGUCUGUAGUGACGCCUCAAGCACUGAGAUGCAGUGCCUUAGACCGCUGCGCCACUCGGGAGUAUACCGUGUCUGUGUGAAAAGUAGUGAAUUAGCUAGGGAAACUGACAGAUCAAUAAUGUAACAUUGCUAUACUGACUAAUAAAAACUCACAUUUCGCUGAAAAAACAUCAGAAUAUUGGUCUUCAGUCGUUUGGCCGCUGGUUUCAUCAUUUGAUUCAGGUUGAGUGUGAUUGAGGCAAAAAUAAUAGCUGAAGUUAGUUAGCUAGCUAGCUAACGUUAGCUAACUUUUGACUAGCUCUGCUAACUAAUGGUACAAUGAUACAUCAUCAAAUUACUUCUGUUGAAACGGGACAAAACAAAGGCUACAAAACAUUUCCAUACACACAACAGCUGUGAGAUACUGCUACCUGACAGAUAGCUAGGGGCUAGCUAGAGCUAAACUAGCUGUGGUAGCUACUAGCUAGCUAACUAGCUGCUAGUAGGUCAUUCACUUCAGUCGAGAGGGGAUGAACAUUAACUAAUGGAACAUGUCAGUUACACUACUAGCUCAGCACUGGGAGUAAAUAUGUAUUUUUCUGUCAAACAGCAGUUACCUUGCCUGCUAGAUCAGUCAACUAAAGAGUAGGCAGUUUCUGCUCUGCAUGCUUUUACAACUCGGAGAAAAAGCGCAGCACAGACAGCAGCUGCCUCUGUUCAUCUCUCCCGUGCUGGUCCUAUACGCCAGCCUUUUAGAAGCUUUGCCUUCAUACAGCAUGUCCGCAUGCUCUGUGGUGUCUGUGCGGUCCUAAAUCAAGCUGGCUGAAACCGGAAAACAGCCUACCUGACCGCUCUGAGGCGUCCGCAUGGUCCUAAAGCACACCGGAGCCACGUUUUGUAUCACAGCGCAAUUAUAAAACUGGGGGGGGACAAAAAUGCAAUUUCAGAAUGUGGGGGGGGUCAUGUCUCCAGUGAAUGUUGCGCCCCUGCUGACAUGUACAAUCACCAGGAAGAGCUAUGCAACUUCUUCUACUUGAACCUGUCACCCGCCAGCAUGAUUCUGAUAAGAUAAAACCAAUAACAGUCUCAUUCGGUGCUAAAAAUGGAGAGGGUGGAAAUGCGUUUGUUUGGUUUGACCAACCUUUUAGCUUGAGCCCCAGAUACACCAGGAAGGUUAAGGAUAGGCAGUAGCCCAAAGAUGAAACACCUAAACAGCAAUGAACAGGAUGCUUUCAUCUUCAUCCAUGAGCUGAUUCACACCGUUUACCUAAGUGGAAAAUAAAGAUAGUGUUAUUGUGGGUAACGUUUAGCCUUAAAGUGGUAAUGUUGCUUUUUCAAUCCUAAAUUAAAUACAAGCUAUAUGCUAACUGUGUCGGAUGUUUCCUUAGUUUGUGCUGGCGAUGGGAAACUAUCUGAACAAUGGUCAGCCUAAGACCGGCAACAAGACCACCGGGUUUAAGAUCAACUUCCUCACUGAGGUAAGCUCCUCAGGGGUAUUGGCCUGUAUUCCUAUUACAUUUCUUUACUUCACUGUUGUUAACCAACGGACAUUGUUACUAAUAGACCACUGUUUCUUGUAGCUCAGCACCACAAAAACAGUGGAUGGGAAAUCUACGUUUCUGCACAUCCUCGUCAAGUCACUGUGUCUUCACUUUCCCAACGUCCUGGAUUUUGCCAAGGACCUCACCACGGUUCCCCUGGCAGCCAAAGGUAAACUGAGUAGCAGUUUUUUCAUGUGCACAAUUAAUUUUGUGUGUCGGGUGUAGUGUUUCAUGUAUGUUGUGUUACAUGUAAUGUUUACCUAUUGCGUGUCAAUGAAUAGAUUAAAUAUGUAAUCCAGUUUUUCCAUAAGCACUCUUCCACCUUUGUUCUCUCUCUCUCUCUCUCUCUCUCUCUCUCUCUCUCUCUCUCUCUCUCUGUCUCUGUCUCUGUCUCUGUCUCUGUCUCUCUCUCUCUCUCUCUCUCUCUCUCUCUCUACUAUCUCACUCACUCACUCUCUGUAGUGAACCAGAAGACCAUCACAUCUGAUCUGAAUGACCUUCACACCACUAUCCAGGACAUCCGAUCUGCCUGCCAGAAAAUGCCUGCUACAGCAGAUGACCGCUUCGCUGCAGUCAUGAGUGUAUCUUUCACAACAAACCUGAGAGAGAGAAUUAUUUAUUACAGGCUUCUAUAUUCACAGGUGUUAGAGUAUGCAUACUGUAAAAUAUUAUACUUCGGUUCUCUUCAUUCAUACUUUCAAUGUACAAUGUGUGUGUUUGUAGGCUAAGUACAUACAGUGUCCAUGUUUGUAUUGUAUUUGCACUUUUCUCCUGAACACACACACAUAUCCCUCUAGAAUUGACCUAUAUUACUUGAAUGCUUUGAACAUCACUGACUCACUGUAUAUAUUCAUAAGGUGCCUUAGUCCAAGUCUCAAAGCCCUUUACAUGGGGGUCUCUCACCCAUCCACCACCAAUGUGUACUGUAGCUCCUACCUCUGGCUGUUGUGUCCUUGACUUCACUCUGAGCAGGGCUUCCUGGAGAACAUCCACCCAGCGCUACAGUCUCUGGAGUCCCUGCAGCAGAGGGCCAUGGAGGAGUUUUCCAAGACAGCCUCCUUCUUCGGAGAGGACAGCCAGGCCACCAACACAGAGGCCUUCUUUGGGAUAUUCGCCGAGUUCCUCGCCAAGUUU
Messenger RNA from Coregonus sp. 'balchen', 28949 nucleotides. NCBI's taxonomy places the organism in Eukaryota, Metazoa, Chordata, Actinopteri, Salmoniformes, Salmonidae. The record is from the annotation of a GenBank genome assembly.